GUUCAGCAGUGCACACAGCAGCAUCAGUGGGUUUAGAUUCAUGACAUGGAAACAAAAGUCAUCUACUUCACGGUGAACGGGAGACCGGAGCAGGCGGAGUUCCCGGUCGACUGUCCGACUCAGGACGUCAAAGAUCUCUUCCGCUCUGCUGCUGAGGCCGGACCCCAUGACAUCCUGAAACUGUACAACCCUAAAGGCAACAUCAUCAACAUUUCUCCGAGCCUGGAACCCAACAGCCCCAACCUGUGCUACAAGCUGGAGGUGGUGGCUGCCGACUGCAACAGUGAGCUGUUAGGUGCCGAGCUUGCUGGUGCACUAGGAUUUGACCUGUCAUCCAUGGAAAAAAGACUGCAGGGCCUGGAGAAGAAAAUCCUCAUUGAGGCUGGCGAGACGCCUGCAGUUGUGUAUGAGAUGAAGAAGCAGGUGGAUUCAUUCAGAGAGAAACUGGAGAGUGUGGAGCAUCUAAGCUGGCUGGGGCUGUUCAAAGAUCUCUCGGAGGGAACCCACAAGCCCUCGCCGUUCUACCACAAAAGGACGCUGCGUAAAACCAGGGAGGAGUGUGAACAUGUGCGGGAAAAGUUCCUGCAAAUGAGGUUUGUAAAAAUUCACACUAAAAUGUUUGGAAUAGUUCAUUCUUACUGCUCAUGCCACCAUCUUUGCAGCUCUUUGGAGGUAUCUGAGGAAGUGAGGCAGUACCUGAAGACGCCAACCUUUGAUAACUGGCAGUGGGAGGAUGCAGAGAUUAUGGUGCUCCUGCAGGUCAUGUACACAGAUUUAGAUUUCAUACCAACCUUCAACAUCGAGCCCGAAGUCUUGCAGCAGUUUUUGUUCGAAAUCUAUCGCAGAUACAACAACAUCCCUUUCCACAACUUUAAACACUGCUUCUGUGUGACCCAGAUGAUGUAUGGUUUGAUCUGGCUGACUGACCUGAGGAGUAAGAUGGACAGCAUUGACCUGCUGAUCAUGCUGACCUCUGCAGUCUGCCACGACCUUGACCACACGGGAUACAACAACGCCUAUCAGAUAAACGCUCGGACUGAACUCGCUCUGCGCUACAAUGACAUCUCUCCUCUGGAGAACCACCACUGUGCUGUAGCUUUCGAGAUACUGGAGAGGACAGAGAGCAACAUCUUCAGGAAUCUAUCCAUGGAUCAGUACAAACGGAUACGAGAGGGGAUCAUCAAAUGCAUUCUGGCCACUGACAUGUCGAGGCACAAUGAGGUUCUCAACAAGUUCAAGUCCAUCCUUCCAGUGUUUGACUUCACCAACAAGGACCACAGAGACGUGCUAAUGAUGAUCCUGAUCAAAGUGAGCGACAUAUCCAACGAGGCCCGGCCCAUGGAGGUGGCUGAGCCCUGGCUGGACUGUCUUUUACAGGAAUUCUUCAACCAGAGUGACGUGGAGAAGUUGGAGGGCCUUCCCGUUACCCCCUUUAUGGACCGGGACAAAGUAACCAAACCUUCGUCUCAAACAGGCUUCAUCAGAUUCGUUCUUCUGCCUCUCUUCAUCGAGCUGGCCAACCUCUUCCCCUGCCUGGAGCAACACAUUAUCCAUCCCGUCCGGAAAGCUCUCGACUACUACACAGAGAUGGAGAAAGCUCUGGAGACGGAGCAGCAGAACCGGGCUCAGAGCGAGAACGCAGCCAAGAGCAAGGAGGCAGCGGGAGGCCGACAAGACAGCCAGACGGAUGCCGGGCCAGACACCUCGAAACCAGAGUCACAGUCAACAUGAAUGAUUUCAUAUCAGUUCACUGUCAUAUUGAUUAUUUGGUGGACUAAACGUCCUGUGAUGUAGUUUCUCUGCAUGCAGUGUUGAUGUAACUAGAAUAGAAUGACAUCACAUUCAGCAGAAAUCUAUUUUAAAAUAAAACAGUUUCUCACAGAAAUAUUUUAUGAAAGAAACAUUAUUUGUAAAGGAGCAACAGAUCAUAACACUGCGUUCUUGCUCUGGUGCUGAAGUCGCCAUGAAAACACUGUGUUGUAAUGACCACUGCUGUUGUUUGUGUGUGUGUGUGUGUGUGUGUGUGUGUGUGUGUGU
Molecule: messenger RNA, 2037 nt
Organism: Oreochromis niloticus (Nile tilapia)
Lineage: Eukaryota; Metazoa; Chordata; Actinopteri; Cichliformes; Cichlidae
Product: high affinity cGMP-specific 3',5'-cyclic phosphodiesterase 9A
Exons: 13
Coding region: 46-1731 (561 amino acids)
Biological process (GO): signal transduction
Molecular function (GO): 3',5'-cyclic-nucleotide phosphodiesterase activity
Source: RefSeq, a predicted model, not a curated record